CUCACCAUAAUUAAGCACAAACCCGGAUUUCUAGUACUCUUUUUUUCUUCUGUAUCAUAAUCAUCGUGAUUGAUGAUGAUGAUCACGAUGAUUCUUAGCUAAAUUAGUGAUCUCUUUUCUUUGUCAUUGUUCUUUAAUAACAAUAAGGGCCAAUUUGUUGAGAUUGAUUGAGGCGUGGCUGGUCGGGUUCAAAAAUGGCCGGUGGUGGUGGCGCAGGCAGCAGAGAGCUUGAUCAGACGCCGACGUGGGCUGUCGCCGGUGUCUGCUUCCUCAUCAUUCUUAUUUCCAUAAUUUUGGAAAAGGUUCUUCACCUGGUCGGACAUUGGUUUGAACGUAGAAAAAAAGCCGGUUUGCUUGAAGCUCUGGAGAUAGUUAAAGCAGAGCUUAUGGUUUUGGGAUUCAUUUCUUUGCUACUGACAUUUGGGCAAGCGUACAUCGCUAAAAGGUGCAUUCCUGAACACUAUGCAGAUACAAUGUUGCCCUGUCCUUACAGAAACGGCCCUGAUGAUCACGGUGGUGGUGACAAAGGUGGUGACAAAGGUGGUGGAGGAGGAGGUCAUCGCAGGCUUUUAUGGUAUGAGCAGGAGCGCAGAAUUUUAGCUGCUGGUAGCUCUGGCCACGCCUGUGCAGAGGGAGAAGUGCCGCUUAUCUCUAUAAAUGGAUUACAUCAGUUGCACAUCUUCAUCUUCUUCUUAGCAGUAUUUCACGUUAUAUAUGGUGCCAUAACCAUGACACUAGGAAGAUUAAAGAUUCGUAGGUGGAAGCAGUGGGAACGAGAAGCUGUAAAUGAUAGUGAAUUCAAUGAUCCUACGAAAUUCAGGCUUACUCACGAGACCUCAUUUGUGAGAGACCACACAAGAUGUUGGACAAAAACACGAUUCACCUUCUACUUAGUAUGCUUUUUCCGACAAUUCUUUAGGUCUGUUCGUAGGGCUGAUUUCUUGACCAUGCGGCACGGAUUCGUCACUGUUCAUUUAGCACCUGGAAGCAACUUUGAUUUUCAAAAAUAUAUCAAGAGAUCAUUAGAAGAUGACUUUAAGGUAGUUGUGGGAAUCAGUCCACUGUUAUGGACUACGAUGACGCUUUAUUUGCUUCUCAAUGUUCAUGGAUGGGAGGCUAUGUUUGUCCUGUCCAUACUUCCUCUAGUUAUAAUCUUAGCUGUUGGAACAAAGCUGCAAGGAAUUAUAACACAAAUGGCACUUGAAAUCCAAGAAAGACAUGCUGUGGUGCAAGGGAUACCUCUGGUGCAAGUCACUGAUAAGCAUUUUUGGUUUAGCUGGCCGGAGCUAGUGCUUUAUUUGAUCCAUUUUGUCCUGUUUCAGAAUGCCUUUGAGAUAACACAUUUCUUUUGGAUAUGGUAUGAGUUCGGGAUCAGGUCUUGUUUCCAUGAGAACUUCAAUCUUACAUUGGUCAGAGUUGGUCUUGGGGUUGCCGUCCAGUUUAUGUGCAGCUACAUCACACUUCCGCUAUAUGCAUUGGUUACACAGAUGGGUUCAACAAUGAAGAAGUCAAUCUUUGAUGAACAAACUAACAAGGCCUUAAAGAAAUGGCAAAAGAAUGCUCAAAAGAAGAAUAAGCAUGAGGGCUCGCAUAAAACAACUAAACAAAAACUGGGUGGACAGUCAGCAAAUCCUCAGAGUGACAUGGAAACAGAGGGAUCAAAUCCACGACAAUCGGCAAACAUCAUGGCCAGUGUCGACGUUCAAGGCAAGAAUGACCUACUAACAGGACCGUGAUUAUGGUGAUUCUGGCACUGAAGGUGGGAGAAGAUGUUGAGGAAAUGUUGCAAUUGAGGGAAGGACCUUCCAUAUGUUUCCUUGUUUGUGACAGUAUGUAAACGUACACAUGAAAUUGCAAUUGACGAAAUUAAUUAGCAUGAACUGAAUCUUCUGCAAAUACCAGGCCAGCAAACUGUUUCACAAACUAACAUCAGCUUGAAAUUAUGUGGUGAAGAGAUAUCUCCUUCUUCCUUAUUUUUGGCCAACGAUAUCUUCUUCUUCUUCCCAUGUAAUACUACAUCUUCACAGUUUUGUUAUAAUACUAGAGACCAAAUUCCACAA
Molecule: messenger RNA, 2060 nt
Organism: Rosa chinensis
Lineage: Eukaryota; Viridiplantae; Streptophyta; Magnoliopsida; Rosales; Rosaceae
Product: MLO-like protein 9
Exons: 15
Coding region: 195-1736 (513 amino acids)
Biological process (GO): defense response
Cellular component (GO): membrane
Source: RefSeq, a predicted model, not a curated record